Enhydra lutris kenyoni (northern sea otter) is the source of this 3637-nucleotide messenger RNA. Its product is annotated as transmembrane protein 106A. The coding region runs from base 564 to 1349 and encodes 261 amino acids. NCBI's taxonomy places the organism in Eukaryota, Metazoa, Chordata, Mammalia, Carnivora, Mustelidae. The record is from RefSeq and is a predicted model, not a curated record. The transcript is spliced from 8 exons.
CCUCGGGGUGUCCGGAAGGACUUAAAAUUCUCCAUCACUGAAAUCCUAGCUUCUGCGGAGCGACUGCUCUCCUACUCGGGACCCUGGCCGAGCCCGGGAGUAGGGCUGGAAGCAGCCUAGCUCCUCCGGGUAGGCCGAGGUCGCUACUCCCCACCCCACGCUGCAUAUUCGCUCCCCCAGGACUCAGUGGAAGGGGGCCAGUAGCCUGGCCAGCUCCAGCCCGUUGUCCCUCGGGUCGCCCUGCCCUACGAGCCUUUCUCCUGAAAGACACAUUCCAGAAAUCUCACUUUUAGCUGACAGGUGCGUUGGAUCCCAGACCUGAACCAGGCAGAUUGAGCUCCCCUGCAGUAAUGAAAGGAAAUACACUGAAAUUUCUGAUCCCAGAAUCCCGUGUAACUGCUCAGUUCUCCAUAUCCUAACUUCCUUGGGCCGGAGCUUACUGAAUUUGGGGUGAUGCUCCUUGCCAACCUUGAGAACCCAAAACCAGAGUGACAUUCCCAUGUCCGUGCUAACAAGCUUAGCAGUGAAUUCUGUUCUUUUUCCUUAGUGAAAACUCCCCCUGAAUGAUGGGUGAGACAUUCUCCCAUUUGGGCUCUCGGGAGGAGAACAGGUCUAUCCUGCCGCCCAGCCCGGCCACUGGCAGCAACGCUGCCCGAUACUCCAGCACCCGAAGCAGCAAAUCCUUCUGUUCCCGAGCGCCUUGUGAAGGAGCUGCCCGUGCCAGCUUUGUGAUUUGUCCCACCUGUCAGGGCAGCGGGGAGAUCCCACAAGAGCUAGAGAAGCAGUUAGUGGCCCUCAUCCCCUAUGGGGACCAGAGGCUGAAGCCCAGGCGCACGAAGCUUUUCGUGUUCCUGGCCGUCCUCAUCUGCCUUGUGACCUCCUCCCUCGUCGUCUUUUUCCUGUUUCCCCGGUCCAUCGCCGUGCAGCCCGCGGGCCUCAACUCCUCCACGGUGGCCUUUGACGAAGCUGACAUCCACCUCAACAUAACGAAUAUCUUAAACAUCUCCAAUAGCAACUACUACCCCAUCACGGUGACCCAGCUGACCAUCGAGGUUCUGCACCUGUCCCUCGUGGUGGGGCAGGUCACCAAUAGCCUCCUCCUCCACAUCGGUCCUUUGGCCAGUGAACAGAUAUUUUAUGCAGUGGCCAACAAAAUCUGGGAUGAAAACACAUACAAAAUCUGUUCCUGGAUGAAAAUCAAAGUCCACCACGUGCUUUUGCACAUCCAGGGCACCCUGACCUGUUCCUACCUGAGUCAUUCAGAGCAGCUAGUCUUCCAGAACUAUGAGUACGUGGACUGCCGGGGAAACUCGUCAGUGCCCCACUUGCUGGUCCCUCAUCCGCCGUGACCUGCCUGCUGGUCCCGCACUCCAGGCCCCUGCCAGCCUGGGCUGUAUCUCCCAGAACCCAAGGAAGGACUACAGUGACUUUGCCAAAGGAAAAGCUCUGCUUUAUUCUACCUCCCCCCACCACACACACCCCCUCAACCACAGGAAGCCCUAUGUGGAAGUUAACUUUACACACACACACACACACACAGAUGCACGUCACUCACGUCCUCUGACUUCCACCAGAAAAGAAGUCUGGUUCUUCUAGGAGCCAGUGCCAGGCUUUCCCCUGUGUCUGUCUUGAGGAGAGCCUGACCUGAUACAGCCUUGAGGUGUCGAGUGGCAUCUGUUCUCUGUACUGAGUACCUUGGUUGCCUCACUCCUCGGGCUGGCCUUCCUCCGGCCUGAAGGGGGAACUCUUUCAUUUUAUCUGGCUUUUAAAACAGGGAUCUUUUUCAAGUUCCCCACCCAGUGUUGGGAGGGUGACUUGAGGGAGUCAGUGCUGUCUCGUUCCUUCCGGCUUUGGUCACGUGACAAAGGGGUGAGGCUGGUCGGCUUCUCUCCUGGGAACUUGUACCCCGACGACAAGGGGCAAGGUUGGCUAAGGCCUGCAGCUCGGCGGCCUCCCCAGUUAAAGGCUGCCCCCGUUCCUAGGAAGACAGAGCUUUUCUCUGGCUAAAGCUUCUUGCCAGAAAAUCGUUUUAUUAUUCCCAUGACAGCAGGAGCAAACAUAGUAGGGGAGGAGAGGGAGGCAUCUGGCACCCCCUCUGUCUCUCCAGGAAAAAAAAAAAAAAAAACAGAUGAAGCCAGAGUCACUUGGGAAGGCAUUUAUUGAAGUUAGGCUUCUGGCUGGUGGUUGGCCCACAACCCUGGACCCAGGUCAGUCAGCCGGUUGCCCCAGCUGCUGCUCUGCGAUAGCUUACAGAGGUCAAGCUGUCAGGAUUCGGCCACAAGCUGCUGGGCUCUACGGCCUCCCCGGCUUAGCUCCAAGGCCCAUCCUCUGCUCCCAGAGGCCUCUGCUUUCCUUUGGGCAUGGGCAGGCUGGAACCGCACAUCAGGAGGGGCUGGUCUUAACCUCUCUCUGCUGUCACUCGGGUGAAGAAGCGAAGUCCCAGCUAACUCGGGCUCCCACUGGGCUGCAACUGGAGGCACUGAGCAGGAAUGGUAAUUGCUCGCUAAAGGCAGCUGUGGUUUCUCUCAGGCCUGUAGAUGAACUUAGGUGGUGGGGAAAGCUGAAUGCCAAGUUGGGUGGGUGGAGAGGAGGCAGUGGGGACAGCACCUGGCUAGCUGGCUGCGGGGGACGACGGGAAGGAAGGAGGUUGUCCUGUCUCCCCGAAUGCAUUCAUGCCUGAGUAACUAGAGUCAGGAAGAGGCUGGCAGGAGCACAAAAGUCCGGAAAGGCCAGCCUGGAGUUUCUGCUGAGUGUCAGUUGCCAAAUGUAAAGGAUUUAUAUUGUAUUCAGUGAACUAUACUUCACAAUGUUAAAGAGUAAACAAAGAGCCUCCUGUGAGUUGGGAGGAGAGCUGGACCUGCGCGACACUGCUGGGCUGUUUGGGGGUGUCUGAGUGGGUGCCAACCUCUUCUCCCCAGGCCCUGAGCCCCUCUGCUAACCACCCCUCUCCCCCUUCCUUCACCUUGUGUCUCUUAAGUUCCCUCCCUACUUUAAUAUUCCUGUUCUGUGCCCUACCCCAGGUCCCCCAGGGGAAACACUGCACUGAGGGGCCCCUUCAGCCUGUGUAGGCUUCCGUGAAAGGCCCAGGCAUCCCCUCAUCAGCGCCAGGUGGAAAAGGGGACAGGCUGUGGGAGAGACCCCGGAUGUCAGCUUCAGGAAGUGGUGAGGGGGUGAAGGCUGAUUGCUUCCGGGAGGGGCUGAGAUGGAGGAAGGAAGAGGCCUGUGGGGUUUUGUGGGCCAGUCUGCCUCCCCUUCCCAAGAUGAGGUGUCCUGUGUUUAAGGGGACAGUCCGCCUUUCCUCUGAGCUCUUUCCAGCCCUGCGUCCCGUCAUCCAUGCCACAGCUCAGUGCCCGCUGUGGGCCAGGCAUUACACUGGACUUCGGGGGGGCACUGCCUGCCACCUCCAGUCCAGCUCCAGGCCUGCUCUGGUGUGAUGCAAUUCCUCCUCCUCAGUAAGCAUCUGCCAGUGGGGAGGGGUGAUGGUUCCAGCGAGAGUCCUAAACCUAGAGCCUCCAACAGGGGGGUGCCUGGGGGCCUCAGUCGGUUAAGCAUCUGACUUUUUUAAUUUAGGCUUGAGCCAGGGUUGCCAGAUGGGGCCCUGUGUCCGGCCCUGUGCUCAGCAAGGAGUCUGUUUGUC